AACACGCAUACAUGUUAUCUAUAAGCUGAGUUUAAUCAAUUUGAUUGUGAAACGUAUUAUUUUGAUUUAAAGUUCGAAAGGUAAUAACACGAACAAAUUCAAAUUUUCAUAAGUUUUACCAAAAGAACGAAUUCCAAGCAACAAAUGCACAGCAACGCACAAUGAAUGAGUAGUUGUUUACAAACAAAUGCGCUGAAUACAAAAUACAAUACAUAAACAGAUUUGCAUGAACGUUACUUCUAAUACUUGUUGAAGAGUGGAAAAUGGAGGACACAUGUAGUGUUCCGAGCUCUUCUGUCAAGAAUAGUUGCGCACAUUGCAACAGUGAUCCUGAUAGAUGUAAGCUGCACGAAACAACAUCGGAACCUCUUAAUGAAAAUCACAUUCCAGAUUUCGAAAGUGGUGAUAACGUUCCAGGCUCCGUCCAAGAAAUUGGCCAGGCAAGCGCUUUUGAUAGAAAGCCAUCGACAGUGUUAUAUGGAUUGCAUAAUGAUACGAACGUCUGCAUGAACAUACGCGAAGUAUGUGGUCAAGAAUCAAUUAUCGCACAUAACGUAAUAAAUGAUGACCGGUCCAAUACAAAACCGAGAUGUGAAAACGAACCAGGCGAUAUAGAUUUUGGGUCUGUUGAAUCGUUACGCUGUAGUGACUUUGAAGGGUCGGUCACAAAUAUACAUGUAAUGGUUGAUGUGACAGAAAACGAAAACAUUGAUGCAAAUGAUGAGAAAGGUACUACGACGGAAGAGAACUUGGUAAGACGAAGUCGUGCUAAAGAAAUCGGUACGCAGACGGAGGGCAUGGAUCCAUUUACAUAUGACUUUAAUCGGAUUUUGAAUAGUAAAUACACAGAUGGAAACUGUCAAGGUAAAUAUUUCAAAGAAACUUCUUCAGACGGAGAAACUGUCGAAAUCAAGAACGACGAAUCAGCGUGCGUCGGAGGUUUUGGGACAAAAGAAUAUGCUUGCGAUGAAACGAACAUUACUAGUGAACAUUUACAUUCACAUUGCAAUGAUCAUUUUGACGUCAUAGACUUUGGUCUGACAUGUCCGCAUUUUAAUAUAAUCAUGACUGAACAGAAUAAACGGAGUGAUCAUAAUAAAACUGCAAUCGGAAAUUUUAUGGAUACGGCGUUUUGCGAGCCGAAUAAAGAAAGUGUAAUCGACACUUGCGAUUACUUGAUUCCUUUUAGGGCGGAAUAUACAAAUACUGUUAAAUUCAAACUAGACACUGAGAGUAAUAAACAACAAGUGGAGUUGGUCCAAGAUAAAAAACGCGCAUUAAAAGAGAACAACUCAAUAUUGGCAGAUAGAGAGAUGGGUCAACAUAUCGAAUGUCAUUCAUUGAAACUCAUUCUGAAAACAACUCGCAUACACCUUUCGUAGCGGCAAAGGAUCGUCUGAUCUGCGGUUCAAUUAAAAACGAAAUUGAAACAAGCCAAACAUGUACAAGCCAUGUCCAAUUUGCCAACAAAUUUGGCUGUCUUGAUAAUUGUUUCAAUUGUUUGGAGGUGUACAGCAAAGAAGGAAAAAUGGCUGCAGAGAAUCAAAAUGGAACCGACAAAAUACUCAUCGAAGCUAAAGCUCAUUGUCCUAUACAUCCGUCUUCAACAGUCUCAAAGUGCAAGUUUGAUGAAAAAACGUUUUAUACAGACCGACAUUCGGUGACUGAAAUUAAACUGGAUAAUUUUCAAGACUGUAUUCAAAUAUCUCGCGGCGAUUUUUCCGAAUCAAUAGAACACAGGAAUAUGCCGAAAACAGCCUUUUCCCCAAAUUGUGAAGAUAACGACGACAAAAGUUUUCAAGGGAAGUGUAAAUGGUCGACAGACAAGGAACUGAAUGAAAAUAUUAUCGACGCCACGUGUAAAGUAACUGAUUGUUCCUGUUUACGUUUAGCCGAUAAAGUUGUAAAUUCAUGUAAAGAAGACAUUGCUACCUGCGAAGAAAUGCAUACAUGUGAAACGAAUAUGGACGGACUUAAACUGGAGUCAGUUGUCAAAAUCAGUACAAAAACAAAUAAACAUGAAAACAAUCAUAGUUUACUUCAUACUGUUGUAACAACUUCAACGAAAUCCGAGUCAAUACACAAUUCAAAUGAGAUGGAAAUGGGUGAUGGUAAUUUUAAAUAUAUGCGCCAACUAAUGGGGAAACUGUGUGUCGAAGACUUUCAGAGAACGUCAUCGUUUGAGGAUCACGGUCGCGAGACGAAUUUAACUAAAAAUUCUAGAAAAGAAUCAAUUAAAACUUACUCACGAAACAAUCAUACUCAUGAUAUUAAAUGUGUACAACACGACGCCGCAUACAAAGCAUGCGCAGAUCGCAGCCAUGAGUUACCAGUUCGUCAUGUGCUGGUCGAAAACCGAGAGGAGGCAUGUGCGCAAUUGAUCAAUACAGUUUCUGAGGGAUCUUUGCUUGAAGCAUGUUUAGAAUCGCAUCUGCCAGAAGUGAAUAUUACCGAACAAACACUUUACACUAUGAAUUUGGAUGAAUCUGGGGUGAUAAUCGGUGAAAAACUAUGUGUACCCGGUAAAAGAAAAGUCGAUCACAAUUUUGGACCUGAACUCGGCAACUCUGCGGAAUGUUGUACAAGUCUGCUUGAAAUACCCGACAUAACGUGUGCAACUAUAGAUUGUACCUUUUUCGACGUGGCAAAUGGUAAUCUUACGAACCCAAGUUUACACGCUGCUAAUUUAGUGUCCGACACAUGCCAAAGUCCACAAAGGGCGGUGUAUGACACCCGUAAAUCAAUGCGUCACAAAAGCAAUGAAAACGUUGAAGACUCACUUGCAAAUGAGAUUGAGGCGAGUAACAAUCGGUGUUUAAAUAUGAUUGACACUGGUGUAAAUAAAUUUGCAAACGCAAAUACGCAAGGAGGAUUAGAUCCUGAUGUCAAUUUUACAGAAAACAGUGAUACUGCUACGAACGUUACUGAUGAAAUCACUCAACAAAGAGUCGAAAUUUUGGAACAUCUUGUUGGAAAAUAUGAGAACAAACACCUGUCUUUGGGAUGUGCCCAUCAAGAAAAUUGUAUUUCUGAAACUGACAGAACUGAUAUAAAUUGGGAAGUUGUAGAUGUCAAACAAUGUACUCCUUCAGUUGCAGUUGCCAAUGCGGUUCAAAGAUUAGCCGUUCCGGAAUGUGAAUGUUCUUUUGAUGAUGCACUUAAUUCCACGACUGAUACGGACGACGUACAGUGUGCAAAUGGAAACGAUUUGAUUCAUGAACACCUCUCUGGAAAAACAUUACGGCGGGAAGGAAUACUUGUUGCAAAUGCAGUUGAUGUGUCGUUUGAAAAUCGUAGUAAAGAUGAUACAGAAACCCAUAUUGGUAAUGCGAAUGGUGAACAUGUCCAAAUAGCAGUAGCGCUUGAAGAUUUAACCACUGAAGACAUUCGUUUGCAAGUCGUAAAUGAAGAACUAUCUUUUCAUAUGAAUAUACAUAGUGAAAGCAAUUGUCAACAAAGUAAUUGUUGUUCCAAUUCUACAAAUGAAAAUGUCGAAAUGUUCGACUAUUCCAUUGCUAAUAACGUUGACGAAAUUCAUGCAGAUAUCGCUGGUAUUUGCGGAGAAGUAAAUACAUAUGAGACUAAUACGUAUAAACUUUGCAUUAAUGGUUUACAAAAUGAUUGCUCGGUUAUCACAAAUAAUGGUCCUGGUAUAAGUACGUCGGAAAGUUUUGAAUGUAAUAUUUCAACUCCAAUAGAUUCUCUUGAGGUACAAGGUAAUGUUUUGGUAACAGACGAAUCAGUUUUUGACAGAAAUGAGACAACGCACAUACCUGCGUCUGAAAUGGGAGGAUUACAUGCAUAUUUUCCCGAUAUGUUGGAGGAGACGUCUGUUAAAGUGACUGACGAUUAUAAUGUCCUUUCGCGUCAAAUCGACGUUGAAACAAUGAAUAUCGAAUGCGAAUCAUUGACUGUCGACCGAAAUGAAAUGACUUUAUGUGCAGUCAACAGCAACACCUUUGUCGAAUCACCGGAGCCACUUUUAAUGAUCAUAAGAAUUUAUGACGGCCAACAAGUGUCAUCUCUAUCAACCACAUUACCAAACGACACCUUUCGGGAAGGACCAAACGUAUCGGUUGGGUCAAUAUGUUUAGACGCCGAAAUUGAUACCGAUGAUCCAAUAAUUUCCCUAUCCUCAAAUUCGACGGCUCCAACGGUCGAUCUUCACCCAAGUCGUAACAGUGAUAUACUUCCAGUUGUAAAUCCCAGUCAUGACCAUUGGGCGACGACCGUUUCCUAUGACAAUCCCACUGAUGAACCACCAAUGGUUUCGUUGGUAUCACAAUAUUCAGGUAUAACGGUCAACUUGCAUCCCGGUCGAAAUCGAUUCUUGCGUCCAGUCUAUAAUGUGGCACGGGCAGCGUUUAAUGACAACUCAACUGAUGGACCGAUAAUUUCUCUGGCAUCAGGUAUAACGGUAGACUUGCAUCCCGGUUUGAAUAGAUUCAUGCGUCCAGUCGAUCAUGUGGAACAAGCACCGUUAAAUGACAACUCAACUGAUGGACCGAUAGUAUCUUUGGCAUCAGUGACGUCCCAGUCGUUGCCUCUUCCGAGCUUACAUAUCGGCAUGGGAAACCCCACUACCCGAUAACCAUUUGAGACGGCACCCAUAAAACUGCGUACCAGUUAUCUAACGAGUGGAAGAAACAUUGAAACACUUGAAAUCCAAUACUAUACGGUUGCAUGCUACUUGAUAAUGCAAUAUUAUAAGUAGAAGUCGAUUAGAUGUUUUUAAAUAAUCGACUCAUUUUUGUACAGUUUAAAGACCAUAUUUAUAUUCGUGUGUAACUAGAACUUUGAUUACUUGUAUGACAUGCAAAUACUUGCGAUUUGUUUGAUACAUAACAAGGUGAAUAUUUUGUUGGGUAUGUUGCGAUCACUCACAAGUGUGCAUAUACCAUGACUUUGUCUGAAUUAUAAAUGUGUAUUUUUUUAUGUUAUUAUGUUGUUGUUUUUUUCAUUUGGUAAGAUUCUUUUUAAAAGUGGGUAAAUAGUAGAAGUUAAUAUUUUAAAAGUCAUACUAAACAUGUACGAAGUUUAAGUGUUUCUUUCCAAAUAAUUAUGUGUAUUGGUUUUCUUUCUUAUAUUGCUUCAUGAUUUUAUGUUCAUAUUUAAGGUUUUUAUUAUAAGCAAGCGUGGUAUUUUUUUAUUCGUACCGCACAUAGUUUGUGUAUUAUCUUUCUUAUAUAUAUUUUAAUGUAUACAUUUUUGUUGUUGAAAAUAUUUUAGAUGAUUUUCAUUUUGCUUGUAGUUCGAAAUAUUUUUUAAUGUGCUGAAUAUUUGUUUAACAGUUUUGUAAUUUAUGGUAUGUAUAAAGCAAUACUACAAGAACAAACGGUCGAGCAUUUCCUGACGGUUAUCAUCGGCCCACUGCCGAUUUAGUGGCCCGGGGGCAUUUGGUCCGAGAGCUCUUUGACGGCUAUUUCUGAUAAUAUACGUAAGGACCAGCUCUGUCGUAUGCUAUCGUUUGCAUUACGUAUCAUUCUAUUUGUGUCCUUCACUAACAUGAUUUACCAAGUUAGAUUUCUGUAAUUUGUAUUAUAUUAUUUCAACUGAUUCCCUAAUUUAUGACGUAUCUCGUGUGACGUAUAUAUUAGAUUUUGAUUAAUGGUUUUCAUUCAAGAUUCCUUACAAACGUUUUCAUUAACUAGUGUGGUUGUAAUUAAAUCAAAAUUAAAUAAUUGAUGAAAGAACAGAAAAUGGAAGUGCAUAUCAUUCUUUUUUGCUUUUUUCCUUUAACAAUAGAUUAGAGUUAUCAUUGAGAUAAGAUUCUUUUUAUUAAGUUUAUUUGAUAGGCCUAACUCAUCUAUCUGUCAAAUAUUAUCAAUCUACUGUCAGUAACAGUUAAAAUCGACAAUUUUACUACUUCGAUCAAUUAUUUUAUUUUUUGAAUUUUUGAUGAAUUGUUGCUUCUAUUUAUCAACGUUAUAUUUAUUUUUUUAGAUUCUAGAAUGUGCUGCAUACUCUCAACUUCAAAUUCUGUCCAUCACGUUAAAGUAACAACAAUAUGCACAUAAUUGCCUAGAGCUGAUGGAGCUAUCGUAAUUCUUGAAAAAAAUAUAACUUUACUGUUUCAUUUAAAGUUUAUUAUUGUGCACUUAUGGCAUAAAUACAUUUAAAAAGGAGCUUAGUUCCAUACACAAACAUAAUAUGCAAAUUUUACAAUUCCAAUUUACAGUUUUAAUUGCAGUAUAAAGUCAUACAUACAUACAUAUGUUAUAUAUCAACGUAUAUAUCAAAUACGAUAGAGGAGGACAUUUUUUAAACAAAUUUUCCUUUGAUUUAAUCAUUUUCUAGUUUUAGCGACAAAUUGUUUUCGUAUUUAUAGACCAAAUGCAAAUUUAAUGUUUAGGACACUGAUAACCCAAUAAUACAAACGCAAAGUGUUAAAAAUAAUGUAAAAUUAAUUAUACUCAUGCAACAAAAUAUAUAUCUCUUGCUCUGAGACGUCUUAAUUUUCCGUUGCAUUAUUGUUUUGAUAUCCGAUGUUCAGCAUUGUAUAUAUUCUAAAUAUCAAUAUCAAUUAAUUAAAACGUGUGAAUAUGCACAUACUUUAAUAAUUCUGACUGAUCGAUAAUCGAUUGUUAGAUAAUAUUACUCACUAGUUUGUUUACAAAAAUGAUACUUUAAUUAUUUUGAGAAUAUUAUUUAUGUGCUUGAUGAUGUAUCAAUAUAUAUAUGUAAUCAUGUGAAUCUUUUAAAUUGAUGUAUACAGUUUGAUGAACAUUCCCUCAAAUUCAUCUUUCAUAGCUAUUGUAUUACAUGAGUCGCUGCGAAAUAAAUAUAUACUUGAUUUUAAUAAAAUAUAUAGAUUUUUUUAAAAGAUACAGAUAAUUUAAAAAAUAAAUAUAUAUGUUAACAGUUAACAAUUUUAGCUUACUGCAUAACUCAAACAUAUACUGUUUGCAAAAUUGUUUUCAAUGUGUGCUAUUGUUUUGGUUAUAUUGAUGUAAUCGUUCAAUGAAAUAGUCACACUAAGAGGUCCAUUGCUAUUUUGGUUAUAACAUAGCAUCUCCUAGACUUGAUAAGACACUUUUCAGAGAAUAACCUAAUAUUAUGAGAUAUUAAAUCUGUUUGAUUAUAAAAAGGUAAUAUAACUGCUCCAAUAAGCCACAAACAUGUUUUGUGAAAAUAAUGUAUUAUAACAUAUAUACAUAUCAAUGUUUCAUGCUCAUCCUUAUUCGACACAGUUCAUGUAUUUUAUAUAAGAACUGGUUAUAUCAAGGAAUAUUUACUUGUUAAGUGUCCGAUAAAAUAUCUGCAUUAACCAAUGAAUAUUAUAGAAUCCGCGGAUUAUGAAGAAACAUAGUCCAUUCACUGCAUGAACUAUAUGCAUUUUAAAAGCGUUGUUAACUGUUCAUGGUUUAACUUUUAAAUACAAGUUUUAAGCGUG
Dreissena polymorpha is the source of this 7393-nucleotide messenger RNA. RefSeq lists its product as uncharacterized. Bases 1331 to 4591 code for a protein of 1086 amino acids. The transcript has 12 exons. The record is from RefSeq and is a predicted model, not a curated record. Lineage: Eukaryota; Metazoa; Mollusca; Bivalvia; Myida; Dreissenidae.